This is a messenger RNA of Aquila chrysaetos chrysaetos, 8928 nucleotides long. RefSeq names its product family with sequence similarity 171 member B (gene FAM171B). The transcript has 8 exons. Bases 153 to 2564 code for a protein of 803 amino acids. The record is from RefSeq and is a predicted model, not a curated record. Lineage: Eukaryota; Metazoa; Chordata; Aves; Accipitriformes; Accipitridae.
GGGCGGGGCGGGCGCAGGGCUCCCCGGCCGGCGGCUGCCGCGCGUGGAGGCGGCCGCUUGCUGCCGCAGUCCAGCCGCCGGAGCCGCUGGUCCCGGCCUCCCGCCCGCGUCCUCGCCCGCAAUAUGCCUCCGCUGCUCUCGGGCUGCUCGCCAUGCCGCGGACCUGCGGGCGCCUCUCCUCCCUGUUCCUGGGGCUGGCGGCCGCGAUGCUGCAGCUGCUGCUGUUGCUGAUGGGGCGGCCGCUUCCCGUCGACGCCGCAGCCGCCGCCACCCGCCCGCAGCAGCAGCGGGCGGCGCUGCCGGGGGGCGUCCCCGCCGCCGCGGCGGCCUCAGGAUCUGUUUUUACACUAAAAGUUCAAGUAAAUGACAUCAUCAGUCAUCAGUACCUGCGACAAGCGGUUGUAGAAGUGUUUGUUAACUACACGAAGACAAAUUCUACUCUUACUGGUAACAAUGGAGCAGUAUUAAUAAAAGUUCCCUACAAAUUAGGAUUAAGCUUAACUAUCCUAUCGUACAAGGAUGGCUACAUGUUAACACCUUUGCCUUGGAAGACUGGGAGAAUGCCAAUAUACUCGUCUGUGACGCUUUCAUUAUUCCCACAAAGUCAAGCUAAUAUAUGGCUGUUUGAAGAUACUGUCUUAAUUACUGGAAAACUGUCUGAUGCCAAAUCUCAACCAAGUGUUCAGUUUCCAAAACUUUUAAUAAAGCUUCCAACAAAUCACCAUAUUACAAAUGUUACAGCCUAUCUGACAGUGCCAGAGCAAUUUUUGAAAGUGGACAGCUUUCUCUACACAACAGGAAUUCUUCUAAAUAAAUCUGGUUUCAAAAGCAUGGAAUUAGCUCCUCUUGCUGCAAUAUGUGUAAACGUUCUUUUGACCGGGAAAGAACUGAAAGUAAAUGGUCCCAUUCAGAUUACACUUCCUCUUCCCACAAGUACUGUAAAAUCAGGAGAUGCUAUACCUGCAUGGACAUUCGAUAUGAAAACUGGUGCUUGGGUAAGCCGUGGGCUAGGAAUGGUAAAGGAAGCAGAUGGUCAAUUAGUAUGGACAUAUACUGCUCAACACUUAGGCUACUGGAUAGCAGCUCCACUGCCUGGAACAAGAGAAUCCAUUAUUAGUGCGGUUUCCAAGGACAUAACAGCCUAUCACACAGUCUUCCUUACGGCCAUACUGGGAGGUACUGUUGUCAUUAUCAUUGGAUUUUUUUCUGUUCUUCUUUGUUACUGCAGGGAUAAAUGUGGUCGGACGCAAAAGAAGGAAAAAAAUACAACUAGGCUGGAGGUCAUAAAAAAAGACCAGACAACGUCAACAACUCACAUAAAUCACGUCAAUGCUGUCAAAGGGUCUUUACAGUUGGAGGAUAAGUCACAGUUAUAUACACCGAAGAUUUCUUCAUACAGCCCUCAAAGAAGGAUGUCCACAGACACAGAAGAGGGAAAAUCACGAGACAAUUUUAAAAUCUACACAGAGGAUGUUUCUUAUCAGUCAUCAUGUCAGACUGGUCAGUCAAGAAAUUCAGCCCAUUCAUUGGAGCCUAAUGCUGGAAUUAGGCAUUUACAGCCGCCGAAACAUAGUAACACUACUAUUUCCCAGGCUCCUAGGGACAUUCAAGACCAAAACAGGUACCUUUCACUGAAAGAGGAGAUGUAUGGGCUUUCCCAUAUCCCAGAACAUCUAAUGCAUCUUUACAAUCAACCUAUUGCUAUUCUUCAAACCUCUGACCUUUUCCACUCCCCAGAACAAUUGCAUCCUGCAAAAUCAGCAACUUUGCCAAGAAAAGGGCAGUUAGUAUAUGGCCCCAUGAUGGAACCCAUGAAUCGUGACAGUUACAUGCAAACGUUACCGAAAAUGCCAGUGCACUCUCAUCCACAGCCUUCUGUCUGCAGAGAUGAAAACAGUACAUUAGAUAGUGAAGAGGGCUUACCUUCUCAAACAUCAAACUGGGGCCGGUACACUAAUAGCUUACUGGAAUCUGUCUCUGUUCCUGGGACAUUGAAUGAAGCGGUUGUAAUGACUCCAUUUUCAUCUGAACUUCAAGGUAUUUCAGAACAAACACUAUUGGAACUCUCUAAAGGAAAACCAUCUCCGCACCCUCGAGCAUGGUUUGUAUCCCUGGAUGGAAAGCCGAUCGCUCAAGUGAGGCAUUCUUUCAUAGAUCUGAAAAAGGGCAGAAAAACAGAGAGUAAUGAUACCAGUCUGGACUCUGGUGUGGACAUGAAUGAGCAUCAUCCUAGUAGGAAACUGGAGAGAGAGAAAACUUUCAUAAAAAAUAUGCCGCAUUCUAAGAUCCUUUACUUGGAAGAUCUGGAUCUAAGUAGCAGUGAAAGUGGGACCACUGUUUGCACUCCAGAGGACCAGGCUGUGAGGCAUAUUUUGGAUGGAGGGAACAGGCCAGUCGUAGAACAGCAUGAUGAAGAAGGUCUAAGAAGAAAAACUGUAUCAGGAAGUCACGAAUCUGGUAUCCCUUCUGCUAAAAAAAGGGAUAGACCGUCUAUCACGAGAAGAGAUAGCAAAACCAGUAUCUGGAAGAAGAGGGAGGAGAGGCCACUUAUUCCUAUAAAUUAAAACACAAUGUGCUUUGUCUUGUUGCUCUCCCUGCUGGUUAUUGAUCUCUUGGCUACUUCUGUAAUUCUGCAGUGCUGGGUUUACAAGGGAAAGGUUGUUUUCUAGUAUCAAGAAAAGUUACAUUUUUUUAAUAUACAGAUUUGAGUUACUAAACUUCAACCAGGCAAUUGAUAUUCAAUGUGAAUUGAAAACAGGGAAAUGCUACUAUUAAAAUUUUCCAGUUCCUAGUUUUGCUGGCAGUGUAGGGAAGGCCCACAUUUUAAUUAGCCUGUCAUUCUUGGACACACCUCUGGGAAUGCGCAGUGAGAAAUGUAGGCACAUGUUUCAGUUUUUUUGUACUUGUUGCUAAUGCAUUGGUAGACUAGUUUAAAGCCAUUCCUCAGCCUUGUUCCUAAUCAAUGUGACCAUCUGUACAGUAUUUUAUACGUGAACUUUUCUAGGGAUCUGUUACUACUUCUUUGUAUAAUGUAAAAUGUUUCAUGAGUUAGUCCCAUGACACCAGCAGAUGAGCUCUGUUGGAUUUAUCAGUAGAGCUCUAUAGCAUUACUGCCCUCCCUUUGUGCCCAUCCAUGUGCAAAAGUUUGCCGUUCCAUAAAAGCAGUGGCAGAGGGGGACAGUGUACAAGCUCUGUGGCUGCUGCAGUUUGUGGUCCCCGCUGUCUUAAGAUGUUGCCCAUUUGCUUUGUUUUAAUCUGCUUUGUUACGAACUGUGGACGUUGAAGACUGACAUCUGUGAUGAAGUGUCCACAUCCAGCAGAAAAGGACUGGUUCUGGUAGCAUUCGAAGCUGCUGCUGCUACUGAUCCCAGUGUCUUGUUUUGGCUUCAUUGUCAGUUACAGUCUUCUCUUCUGCAUGCUGUUGGGCCAGUUGUGCUCCACAACAUAGUCUUGAAUCGCUGCAUAUUUAUAAGUUUGGCCCAGUGUGCAAGUUUAGACAAAUUAUGCCUUUGAAAUAGUUUCCUUCAGCAGGAAAGUUGGGUACUUUUGCUUUUCAUUUUAUGUUUUAAAAAAAUGGAAGAUCAUCAGAGGUUUAUGUGCCUACAUUUUGCCAGCCUGAGCUGCUUUUGUCUAGGUUGUGCAUCACAGAGGGGUUAAACGGGCUUUAAAAGUUGGGGGGUUUUACGAGCAUGAGAGAGCAGAUUGCAAAAUUUGGUCUAUAAUGCCAUAUAAAUACUACUUAUGACUCAUCUUAGAGUUAAAUUUACCAAAAGUCAUGAAUGCAUGAAAUGUAAUUAAGAUAUGUAUAGAGGAAGGAAAAGGCCAUCAGAAUAUUCUUUAUUUUUAAUGUUCAUCUUGUCAAAGUGAUCGUUUCAACUUUGGCUAACAGAAAAGUAGAUACAUCCCUUAAUGUGCUUCAUACAGCAUAUAGAAUGUCUUUCUGUGGCUUUGAAGCUGUUUCUCUGAUGAAAUAAGUUUCAGCAUUUUGGCUUUGGCAGUUUGAUUAUAAAUCAUCCUAAAAAAGCUUUAUAAAUAUUUCCCUUAGAGCUUGGUUAAGGUUCUGUACCAAGACCCAAACAUACAAUGUCUAUAUCGGAAUUGUGGGGUGAAGUGCAUUCGGUUGUCUGCCCUGUAGUACACUCGAGUUGGGAAAUAUCCUAUGCAGCUGGGCUUCUGGGAAUAUUUACUCAGGAAACAUUACUGUGAAGUAUGUCUGUUAUGUGGGGAUUGUCAGUUGUCUGGUCCUGUUUCUAGAAGAAUACGCAAGGUAACCAGAAUGGUACUAGCAAUACAUCAAUCCAACUUCUGGUGUGCAGUUGCUUCAUGAACAAAGUAUGAUGUUCUUGUUGAGUUCACAAGUAUGAAAGUGCAAAAUAAGUUUGAGAUAGGUGUGCAAAUAAGUCUAUAAUUAAAUUGGACAAAACAAUCUGGUUUAAUUAUACGAUUCAUUUACUUCAGAGGUGAAGACGGCUUGUUAUAUUAGCAUGCUUUUGGUACUCUUUUUAGGUAACUGUAAUUCAGUUUUCCUAUACUGAAUACAUUUUCAUAAUAUUUUUUUCCCCUAUGUGCAGUUCCACUGGAUUUUGUGUAUGGCUAACUCUCUAGCCCCAAAUACUGAUGUUUUCAUCCUUUGCUUUCUUAUAUGUGUUAGUAGGAAUCAAUUUAUAUAUUUUGUAUAGAUGUACAUUUCUUCUGAAAGCUGCUUUGACUUUUGAGGUUUAAUAUUGCCCUGCUCUUAAGUUGCAUCAGUUCUGAUGGCUCCCUUUUCAAAAAGAGAAUAUUAUAUAUUCUGUUGAAUAUAACAGAAAAUCUCUGACAAGCUAAUGGUUUUGAGGUGUUAAUAUUAAAUUGAUAUGUCUCUACUUGAAAUUUUGUUCACCUACAGUAACUUAAAUAUAUUGCAGAUUUUUUCAAUGCAUUUUUUCAUUGCAUAUACCAAAAAGACCUAAUUCCUCAAACUUACCUGUAUUGUUAAAAAAUACAGACUACUGUAAAUGGCUUUAUUCAUGGGAGUUCAAAGGAACGAAGUUUUGCACUCCAGUGUUCUUGUUCUGCAUCAGACUAGGUAUCUGGUCACCAAAGAAAAAGGAUUAGAAAUGUUGAAAAGAUCAGUUAUAACUUUGGGACUUCAAAGUAACAGUGCCAAAAAAUGUACUUAGGUAGUACAGAUUCUCGUCUGCUCUGCUAGCUGAUCAAGAGCAAAGAGAGGAGUUUGGUUCUGUACCAUCAUUCUAAAGGAGUUUUUGGCUGUCUGGAUUAGUCACAAUUUUACCCUGCAUGUAUGGUAGUGCAAAAUGGCCCCUUUAAAGGCUGUGCAUCAAUGAUGCAUUUCAGCUUUUAGCCAACAAAGCAAGUCAGAGUGGAACAGAUCUUCUUGCAAGAGUUUCUUGCUGCUAGGCUUCUCAGUAGUAGGAAGACAGAUAGAACAAAGUUUUCUGAAAAAUAGGCAUCUCGUCAUAUAUAGGAUUGGUAUCUCUACUAAAUAGUAGCUCCUCCCAUGUUUAAUGAGGGUGUGGACUUUUUGUGGAGUAUUUAAAUUCUUUUCUGGAGUGCACAUGCUGCAGUUCUGGUAAUACCAUUUCCAAGGCUGUUUUCAGCUGUUGUUUCUAUCCAUGCCAGUCAAGCCACAGCUAUCUUUGCUUGCUUUGUAGAUCCCAUACACCAACUUUUCUGUGUGUAACUUGCUAGCGUUUAUCACAAAUGUCUUAUGCUGUUGGUUACACUUGAAAAGGCUUUUCUAAAGUCGAGUUUUGUAUUAAAAAUAAAUACAGAACUUGUUUUCUGUGUCAGAAUAUGAGAAAACUAUUCUGUAGAAAGAAAUUAUUGUUGGAGUUGUAUCUGCAAAGAUAAAUGCUACAUGAAAACAGCUGAUGCCCGUAAGCACACAAUGACAGGGAAUUCUUCCUUGGCCCUAUCAUGAGCAUUAAAUCUUGGAUUUUAAAAACUCUAUAUAACCUUAAAAUUAUUAGAAUUAUACUUCAUAUUUAUAUUCAGUACUUACAGAAUAUAUUAUUGGUUUCUUCAUGUUCCAGCUGUAUGUUGGAAUUUAUGCACUGGAAACCUGUAUUACCUAUUAGCGACUAGAAUUCUUUUUGGUUUUAGAUCAUUAAAAAAAGGAGUUUGACUAUACUGAGUUCUAAAAAUUUUAAUUCCAGAGAUAACGGUACAUGAUGUGUAACAUAUGUGGAAAAGACAAAAUGUUAUCAUGAAACUUGUCUUUGUGGUCAAACUAAUGCUUUUCUAUAUUUAUAUAUAUGAUUUCCACACAUGAAUUUAUAGGAAUCCCUGAAUUUAUUUUUUAAGAUUUUUUUUCUGUUGGCUCAGUAUUGCAGCACUAACAGAGCGUUAAAAUGCUAGUGCUAACAUUAGAUCUAUGCAAGAAGCAGCAAGGAUUUGUGGCACACUGCUCUUUGGAAAGGCCAGGGAAACAUUCAAAGGUUUUCACUUAUUUGCAUCUGGAUGUUGAUUACCUUGAGAAUAAGAAGUGGGACAUGCCUGAAGCACCUUUAUAGUAAGCCCCCCUCUAAGGAGAGGGAAUGAGUGGGGAAAAUUGGAAAGGAUAUAGCUUCUUUGUGAUGCUUGUUUCCAAACUGAUACGUAUUUGUGCUUCGGUGGAAUUGAUUCUUUCUGAAGAACACAAAUGUUUGCAAGAAUUAUGUCUCAGUUUUUCACAAGAUGCUUCUUGACCUGUCAGCUUCUGCAAAAAGCCACGUAGAUGUAAGUAGAGUUUAAAGUGAAAGGUAUUAGGUAGAUACAGAACACUGAGCACCAAAUUUUGUCAUAUACUUAGGGUGAAAGGUGGUUAAUAAACUUCAGGACAGUUUCCCCACCAUGGUUGCAAUACAUGAUGUUGGUAUUCUUCUUGCAGAAGGGUAUACAGUUCCAGGUCUUACAUACUUUUGAUAAGGUGGUUAAUGGAGUCAGCCAAGGCUUGCUUCUGCAGAUUAAUUCAUGUGGCUUAGGUCAGUGCUUUGAUGUAUCAUAAAUAUAAGGGAAGUGAUCAGGCUAAAUAGAAUGCAGCUGUGUUCACAUUAAUCUGGCUGUGUUACCUAGAAUAAGCUAAUUGACAGUAACUUUCAGAUUGUUACCAAAUGCCACAAAUUAUAGAAAUUUUUUAAAAAAAAGGCGGGGGGGGAAUCACUUAAAAAUUCCUUUUGAUUAACAGGAAAAAUCUUGAUAGAACUGUCAGAAAAUAAAAGAACUCUUGUAUCUUACAAACCUGAAACCAAAACUGAUUUGAUGUUUAGGGACAUUAUUUACCAAUGUAGAGCUAGAGAUGAUGGACAAGAAGUAAUGCAGGAUGUAGGAAUGUUUAGUUGUCUGCUUUGUUUUUAUGCAGUAAUUUGUACCAAAGAGGAUGAAAUGAAUAGGCACCCGUCUAAACUCUUCUCGUUAGUUAAAAAGUGAAACAGGUUAACAAUAUUACUAAUCUAACACUGUGCAAAUUAAAAGGCAGUACACUACAUCCAUUGUCUAGUACUGCAUAUUGGGAAAAUCUGAAGAAAAAUUAGCCUGCUGAAGUGCCUUUCUCUUUCAUCAGACUUAUUUUAUCAGUGGGACACCUGACUAUCUGAAAAGCACAUUAUGGUUUUUUUUUUCUGUUAGCCAAAAAAACCUCAAUUCAUACUUACAAUUAUGUAGGUUUUAUAAUAUUUUAAAAGGCAGAUCUAGUGGUUUUUAUGUUGGAAUACUGACUCCUGCAUGUUGAUGAUGAUGGUAAUUGCUGUAAACCCUGGGUUUUUGUAUUUUAUGUUUGAAAAGAAAUUUAAAAAAUAUAUCUUUAGCAAUCUGAACACUAGUAUCUUUUAAAAAUGCACAUAUGGGAUCUGAUUCAACUUCAUAAGUCAAGAGUAAGCAUCUUGAAGUCACUGGUUUUACAGGUAUGAAACUGGGAUUUUAACUUCAAAAAUUAAAUUAAUAUAAGUUUAUAUAUGAAAACUAUUAUAAUGAUAAAAAUCCUUUUUUCAGCUGCUAACCUUCCUUGCCAGUAGAAGCAGAAAGGGUGUGGAGAUAGGUACUCAAUUCUUACUUCCUAGAACCAAUUUUUGUCUCCAUUUGGAGCCUAACCUGCAUUGUUUAUAUAACCCAAGCUUCUGCUUUUUUUUUUUUUUAGUGGAAUAAUGCAAAACACAGUACUAUACCUACAGAGUUAAAAGUGAGCAUUCUUUUAUAGUAGUUUGCACUUAUUUGUGCCACACUUCUAACAGUAGGCAGCUACAUUUGUGUUAAUUUAUAUGAAAGGUGGUUUAAAUUACUUUAAUUUGAGCUUCUUUUUCUUUGAAAAGCAGUAUUCAGUGUGUUCUGAUUACCAAAAAAAAAAUGGCUUCAGAUUUUUUUUUUUAGACUGGCAGGGGAAAACUGUGUCAUUUUUAUUAUUAGCACUCCGCUUGAAAAUUAUUUUACCAAAUGAAUUUUUUUUUCAGUCAGUUUAACACUUAUUGAACAUUCCUAUAUUCCCCCUCCUCAAAAUGUACUGGUACUUUAUUCCCCAGUUAACCGAUUCACUUCCUUUGAAGCACUUGUUGCACUUCAGUCCAUGUUAGAACAGUAAUUUUACAUCUUAUUGUGUAGAAUGACACUUUUUAGUGCUCGUUAGAGCAUGGAGUUCAUAAAAAGCCUGGCUCUGAGAUGCUGAAAGGUAGGUGAACUGACUGUGCUCACCACCUUGCAUGUUGGAGCCUUACAUUCAACAAACACUUCAUUACCUUGGCAGUCGUUUUCAAAAACACUCUAGUGUGGAUAUUGUUUAUGUAAAACAUUCUUGAUAUUCAGCAUCCUGGUUUUAAGUAUUUCUACCUUUUUAUAUGUUGUCAGAGGUGUCUUUUCAUCUCUGUAUUUACUACAGUAUCAGUGUAUCUGUUGCUGAAAAUGUAACUAAGAUUUGUAAAAUGUUAUAGCUUAUGCAAUAUAAUAAAAGUUUUAAAAAGA